UCCGGUGGAUUGGUCUAUUGGCUGGGAAGACGCAGGAUGUGUCGUUUGGAACGGGACGAGACGGGAGAACGUGUUUAAUACAUUGAAAGAGUUUUACAGAUGCCUGCGGGGGUGUCCUGGCCUCGUUACCUGCGGAUGUUGGGCGCCAGUAUCUUGGCCAUGUUCGCAGGGGCAGAAGUGGUCCAUCAGUAUUACAGGCCUGAUCUGACCAUUCCCGAACUUCCACCCAAACCCGGAGAACUGAGGACUGAGCUACUGGGACUGAAACAAAGACAGGACGCUGCUUCCCAAGAAAACUGAUUCCCAACACUGUGAACUCCAUGUAUAUAUGUACAGCUUGGAUGAGUGUGUAUGUACUAGAACUUGAGAUUCAGAGACCCAGAUUAAACAUGAUUGGAUAUUUA
This is a messenger RNA of Anguilla anguilla (European eel), 404 nucleotides long. RefSeq names its product chromosome 19 C12orf73 homolog (gene c19h12orf73). Gene Ontology annotation, biological process: mitochondrial respiratory chain complex III assembly. The record is from RefSeq and is a predicted model, not a curated record. Lineage: Eukaryota; Metazoa; Chordata; Actinopteri; Anguilliformes; Anguillidae. Bases 100 to 300 code for a protein of 66 amino acids. The transcript has 3 exons. Gene Ontology annotation, cellular component: mitochondrion.